CACAACUUCUCUGUUGUGUUGUCUUCUGAUCCUCACUACCAUGGCUAGAAAUAAGGUGAAACUAGCAUACAUAACAGGUGAUUCGAAGAGGAGGAUAACAUUCAGAAAGAGGAAAAAUGGAAUUAUGAAGAAGAUUAAUGAAAUUAGCACCCUAUGUGGAGUCGAAGCAUGUGCAAUAAUUUCAGAGCAAAACAACCCUCGAGUAGAAGUUUGGCCAUCAGAUUCAGGGGUCAGAAGUGUGAUAUCUAGGUUUAGGAGUUUGCCUGGAUAUGAACAAUGUAAAAAGAUGGUGGAUCAGGAGGUCUUCUUGAAGCAAAGCAUUGGGAAAGUCUACGAGCAGUUGAAGAAGCAAAGGGAGGAAACCAGAAAGAUGGAAAUGACCAAUAUCAUUGAUCAUUAUAUUCAAACCAUAGAAUUUAAUGGAAAUUCGAUGAGCAAAUCUGAUCUCAAUGAUUUUUCAUCUUUUAUUGAUGAGAAUUUGAAGGAGGUUAAUCUGAAGAUGAAAGAAAUGACAAUCAAAGAUCAAAAGGAGGUUGGAAAUGGGGUGGGAUUAUGAAUAGGACUAAGGAUCCGAAAAAUACUAGUUUUGAAUGGUUUUUUCUUCUUCUCUUUUGUUGUAUGAUAUGGAGUCUCUUCUCCACUAUCAUUUGGUUUUAUUGUCUUUUCUUUUUUGUUUGAAAGUUUGUCUUUGUGCAUGUUUGUUUCAAACAUGUAGACUUUUUUUUUUUAAGUUAUGUUUACUUUUAAAUUACCGAUGAUAAUCAAUGGAAUACAUAGACAAUUUGUUUUGUGAUC
Medicago truncatula (barrel medic) is the source of this 795-nucleotide messenger RNA. RefSeq names its product agamous-like MADS-box protein AGL80. The record is from RefSeq and is a predicted model, not a curated record. The transcript is spliced from 2 exons. Gene Ontology annotation, biological process: positive regulation of transcription by RNA polymerase II. NCBI's taxonomy places the organism in Eukaryota, Viridiplantae, Streptophyta, Magnoliopsida, Fabales, Fabaceae. The coding region runs from base 41 to 556 and encodes 171 amino acids. Gene Ontology annotation, molecular function: RNA polymerase II cis-regulatory region sequence-specific DNA binding; protein dimerization activity; DNA-binding transcription factor activity, RNA polymerase II-specific.